Molecule: messenger RNA, 430 nt
Organism: Aaosphaeria arxii CBS 175.79
Lineage: Eukaryota; Fungi; Ascomycota; Dothideomycetes; Pleosporales
Exons: 1
Coding region: 148-318 (56 amino acids)
Source: RefSeq, a predicted model, not a curated record
UCUGGCCGAACGAAGCAUGAGCAUGUCUUGUGUAACGCCUGACGUCCGCCCCCUCCCUAAUACCGAAAGAGUACGGCAUGCAGUGUUCCGCCCUCGCCGGACGCAAGCAACCGGGAGCGGGAGAGACGAAGAGAGAGGUGUAAAUGAAUGAUAGGCCAGUCGGUUAUUGCGACUCCUCCAUCGCACAAGAAGGCACAAUUACACUCCGAAGAUACUCACAAAGGAAUGGUCGAGUGGAGAUGGAUGUGGGGUGGCGUUCUUUGUGGGUUACCCUUUCUUUACUUCUUCUCGCAAGCCUCACGAUCUGUGAACCCAUGACAUGGCAGACAGAGACAGGGGAUGGGAAAUCGGGUUUGGGGAGAUCCAGAGCGGCGGUGGGGUGGCGCGUAAUGUGUAGGUAAUGUACAAGGUAUGCCGCCGGGUGGCGAAA